AUGUCACAAUAUAUUUCAAUCAAAAUAUUUACAUUUCUUCGUUCGCGGACUGCGGCAGAAAAUACUAAUUCAAGUUCGUUUUUUCGUUGAAACAAUGUCACGACAACUGGUACAGCAACUUGGUUUCCUUAAUUCUAAGAAAACCUUAUUCCUACUCUGCGAUGUCCAAGAAAAGUUUCGUCCGGCGAUCAAGAACUUUGAUUCGAUGGUGAAAAAUACACAAAAAUUGAUUAGUGCUGGGAAAAGUCUUGAAGUGCCGCUAAUAUGCACCGAACAAUAUCCUGAAAAGCUCGGAAACAUUGUUAAAGAGCUGGACAUCAAACAUGCUAGUGGCGUUUAUCCAAAGUCCCUAUUCAGCAUGGCCAUUCCAGAAAUCAAUUCAAAGAUAAACGAAUUAUUUGGUUCCAAUUUGGAGAGCGUUGUCAUCUUUGGAAUUGAGGCACAUAUUUGUGUGGAGCAAACCGCAAUGGAUUUUCGGGCACAAGGAAUCGAGGUGCAUGUAGUAGCGGACUGUUCACUGUCUCGUUCACUCGAUGACAGGACGUUGGCAUUCGAACGAUUGAAACAAAUUGGCUGUUUCGUAACUACAAGCGAAAAUGUCAUCUUUAAACUGCUGAAAACCAAAGAUAAUCCCAAGUUCAAUGAUGUGAGAAAGUAUGUUUCCGAGGUUUCGGCUGAUACUGGACUGUCCAAGUUGUAAAAUUGAAGGAUUGAAAAUCAAAGAGAGACUACUUGAGAAAUUUAUUGUUAUGUGGCUAAAUUGCACAAUAAAAAUGUUGGGUAAAUUUUGAGGUUC
Messenger RNA from Bradysia coprophila, 796 nucleotides. Its product is annotated as isochorismatase domain-containing protein 1-like. NCBI's taxonomy places the organism in Eukaryota, Metazoa, Arthropoda, Insecta, Diptera, Sciaridae. The record is from RefSeq and is a predicted model, not a curated record.